Messenger RNA from Drosophila kikkawai, 1271 nucleotides. RefSeq lists its product as uncharacterized. Lineage: Eukaryota; Metazoa; Arthropoda; Insecta; Diptera; Drosophilidae. The record is from RefSeq and is a predicted model, not a curated record.
GAGUAAGUCAUGACCAGUCCAUCAGUUCUCAGUUUGCCAGCUCUCGAGUGAUACAUUGAGAAAAAGUUCAGUGAUUGAAAUGGAGUGUUCAAGAAAUAUAACAAAUUUGCCGGUUGAAAUUCUCGAUCUUCUAUUUAAAUAUUGUGGAGAUAUGACGAACAAACUCCACUUGGCCCAAACCCAUCCGUAUUUGGUAGAAGCCUUUGCCUAUCAUUGUCGGAAUUUGUUCGAAUGCAUCUCAAACGAUAAAGAAAUAAGUUUGAGCUCUUGGCGGUUUAUUUUGCCAGUCUGUGGAUCAAAUAUAAAAACAAUUCACAAAAAUAUUCGAGAUAGUUCUGAUGAGGAGCUUGUCAACUUGGUUGCACUACACUGCUCAAAAUUGGAAAAAAUUAAGCUCAGCUUCGAAACGGACAGUGUGGAUUGUGUGAAAUCUUUAAUAUGCCAGAGACAGAAUUCUCUAAAGGCUAUUAGGCUUAUACUGAUGUUAAGAUCAGAAUCUCGAGAAUUGAAUACUAAGAUGCUUCAUGAAUUUCCAGAAUUGCCCUUGCUGGAAGAGCUUAAAAUUACCAACAUUCCCAUUGAGAACUAUGAUCACAUACAGAAAUUUAAAAAUUUGGUAAAACUUGAAAUUGGAUGCUGGGGUUUAACGAAACAUGUUAUUGAUGUUUUUGCACUCUGUGCACCUCUAAAGAAACUGCAGAUUCUGUUCUUGAGGGGCGUGAGAAUUAUUGCCUCUGAACAAACUAAAAUCCACCUGCCAGUAUUACAAUUGAAGAAGCUAAGCAUUACGUGUGAGCAACAUAACAGUCACGCUGAAGUUCAACGAUUCAUUUUGAGCCAAGGAAAGAGCCUGGAAAGCUUACGCUACGAUUGUGAACUAGUAUCAUAUAGUAAUGAAGAUUUUCUAGAGGUUAUUCGAAUAUGCCGAAGCUUGAGAAUCUGUAUGCUGCCAGUGCAAGACUUCAUCUUCGACCUUGAGUGUGUUGAGGAAAUCCUUGUUAUCCUGAGGCAAAACGGGGUCACAGAGGAUAAUCCUUUCCUACUUGUGCCAUUAGAUUUAUUCGACAGAUAUGAAGAAGUAGUAGAAUUGCUCAAAUGUUCAUCGAGUCCCGAGUUAAUAAUACCCUGUAUACUUUCUUUACUGGACAACUAGUUAAACAAAGACAUUCCUUAAGAUGAAUUAUUAUUUCUUGUUGCUUAACUAUUGUCAAAGAAUAAUAUAAUCAAAAUAUGUAAUAUUUUAAAUAUUGUUUAAUAACCUAAAAACAAAU